AUGAAGAAAUCGAUCACUGCCGCCGCUACCAUUGCACUCGCUGCACUGGCAGCUGCGCCAAUUGCAGCCCAAGACGCGAGUCCACCAAGUUGCACUGCUGCAUCUCUCACGGCGGCGAGGACCGCGUGCGACUCGCUCGCAGACAUCUCGCAGCUCAAGUGCAACGACGGCGCGUGUCACGAUGCGCUGCACCUGCUGACCGAAGACGAGACACGUCGGUGCUACACCACUCUCGGCCUCGGCCCCGUGACGGAUCUCGACCCGUACGUCCUGCUCGACGACUUUUGCCACGGCGACGGGGUUGACCCGGCUGACCUGACUGCUCAAGUCGGUGGCACGAACGGCACCAACGCAACUUUUGUUGGUGCGAAUGGCACUCUGGCAGACGACCACAACCACGACCACGACCACGACCAUACUGGACCUGCUGCGUCUGGACCGACGAGUGCAUCUUCGAGUGCUGCUGGAUCAACUACCGCUCGCUUCCUCAUUGUGUUGCAGUUGGUCGUGGCUUUGACUGCUGCUUUGACAGCGUUUUAG
Hyaloperonospora brassicae is the source of this 540-nucleotide messenger RNA. The record is from the annotation of a GenBank genome assembly. Lineage: Eukaryota; Oomycota; Peronosporomycetes; Peronosporales; Peronosporaceae.